Clunio marinus is the source of this 291-nucleotide messenger RNA. NCBI's taxonomy places the organism in Eukaryota, Metazoa, Arthropoda, Insecta, Diptera, Chironomidae. The record is from the annotation of a GenBank genome assembly.
AUGUUAAAAGCGUUGAGAAAAUUAAAUUCCUGCGGACUGGCAAACUGUUUAAACAGCAGCGACUUUUUGGAAACAGUUAACAUGAAAAACACACCGGAAAUUGUGAAACCAAACUUUAUAUCUCUCUAUGCAUUUGUAUUACAAACAAUAACAUCGAAGUCGAUGGAAUUUCAAGUUGCAGGAAUAACUGAAGUCAGAGAUAACAAUAUCAAAUCAUUUGCUGACGAAUGGUUCAUUGACAUUUAUGCUUUCAACAUUGAUUUUCUGAGGUUUCUUAUGACAUUUGCAUGA